AUGUUGGACAUCUUGGAGCCUCGAAGUUGUGAACCCCCGUUUCCUCCCCUCCGAAGAAGAGAAGAGACGGACAACGACGCGGACUAUGAUGGUUCAUAUGAAAAAGGUCCAAAGACCCCCCUCCCUGUUGCCCCCAUCUCCAACCCCUUCCGAGUUGCAACACAAGACGUGCCGCAGAAGAGAAGGUCUCCCGAAGGAGCCCCAUGA
This is a messenger RNA of Neurospora tetrasperma FGSC 2508, 207 nucleotides long. RefSeq lists its product as uncharacterized. The transcript is spliced from 2 exons. NCBI's taxonomy places the organism in Eukaryota, Fungi, Ascomycota, Sordariomycetes, Sordariales, Sordariaceae. Bases 1 to 207 code for a protein of 68 amino acids. The record is from RefSeq and is a predicted model, not a curated record.